Liolophura sinensis is the source of this 2059-nucleotide messenger RNA. Its product is annotated as SUMO-activating enzyme subunit 2-like. Gene Ontology annotation, molecular function: SUMO activating enzyme activity. The coding region runs from base 1 to 1893 and encodes 630 amino acids. Gene Ontology annotation, biological process: protein sumoylation. The transcript is spliced from 18 exons. NCBI's taxonomy places the organism in Eukaryota, Metazoa, Mollusca, Polyplacophora, Chitonida, Chitonidae. The record is from RefSeq and is a predicted model, not a curated record. Gene Ontology annotation, cellular component: cytoplasm; SUMO activating enzyme complex.
AUGGCGGCGUCCAUGGCGGGAGUGUUGGCUUCAAAUGUUCAGUCAAAAGUAGAUUCCAGCAAAAUUCUUGUGGUCGGUGCGGGCGGUAUUGGGUGCGAACUUAUAAAAAAUCUCGUUCUUACUGGAUUCAGAGAUAUCGAACUGAUUGAUUUGGACACCAUUGACGUGAGCAAUCUCAAUCGUCAGUUUUUGUUCAGGAAGGAACAUGUUGGAAAGUCUAAAUCCCAGGUUGCCAAAGAAAGCGCUCAGAGGUUCAACCCCAAUGCCAAGAUUGUGGCCUACCAUGAUAGUAUUAUGAAUCCAGAAUACAAGACAGAUUUUUUCAAGCAGUUUGAUAUAGUGCUGAAUGCACUGGAUAAUAGGGCUGCCCGUAACCAUGUCAACCGCAUGUGCUUGGCAGCUGACGUGCCAUUGGUGGAGAGUGGCACUGCUGGCUACCUGGGUCAGGUCACUGUUAUAAAAAAGGGGUUGACGGAGUGCUACGAGUGUCAGCCAAAGCCCAGACAGAAAACAUUCCCAGGGUGCACCAUCCGGAACACGCCAUCAGAGCUGAUACACUGUGUUGUGUGGGCAAAACAUUUAUUUAAUCAGCUAUUUGGGGAGGAGGACCCAGACGAAGAUGUGUCUCCUGACACACAGGACCCAGAACUCACAGCCGAGGCAGGAGAAAGUGCUCUGAGUAGCGAAGCCAAAACAGAUGGUGGAAUUGAGCGGACAUCUACAAGAGCGUGGGCAAAGGAAUGUGGCUAUUCUCCAGAAAAAUUAUUUAAUAAGUUAUUUAGAGAUGACAUCCGGUAUUUAUUAUCCAUGGAAAAGCUGUGGAAGAAAAGGAGACCCCCAACAGCAUUAGAAUGGUCAGAGUUACCAGACGAUCCAUCAGGUAAUGGGAACACUACAGGAGUUAUACAAGAUCAAAAGGUGUGGACUGUGAAGGAAUGUGUGGAUGUGUUUACUGAGUGCUUGGCAACCCUCAAGAGUGAUCUACAGAAGCAAGGAGAAGAUGGUAUCUUAGUAUGGGACAAGGAUGAUACAGCUGCUAUGGAUUUUGUGACCUCAGUAGCUAACAUCAGAGCUCAUAUAUUUGGCAUUGUCCCCAAAUCUAGGUUUGAUAUAAAAUCAAUGGCAGGCAAUAUUAUACCAGCAAUAGCCACAACAAAUGCCAUCAUUGCUGGGCUGAUUGUUAUGCAAGCUUUCCACAUACUCUCUGGCAAUUUGGACAAGUGUAAAACAGUGUACUUAAAUCGUCAGCCCAACCCCCGUAAGAAGCUACUAGUCCCCUGUUUGCUGGAAAAAGCCAACCCUAAGUGCUAUGUGUGCUCUGCAAAGCCUGAAGUCAACCUUGUCCUGAACACGGGAAAAAUCAGCAUCAAAACAUUGGAAGAGAGGAUACUCAAAGGACAGCUGGGAAUGGUGGCUCCCGAUGUGGAAAUAGAAGAUGGAAAAGGAACAAUUAUAAUCUCAAGUGAAGAAGGUGAAACAGAAGGGAAUGCUGAAAAAAUGCUGUCUGACUUUGGAAUUGCAAACGGAUCAAGGUUGAAGGCAGAUGAUUUCUUGCAGAAUUACAACAUUGUCAUUAACAUUGCUCAUGUAGAAAAAUUGGAUGAGGAGAAGGAGUUUGGGCUAGUUGGAGAUUUGGAGGAGUUGAGAGCUAAGCAGAAGGAUGAAGGGAAUGGAGCAGAAGCAGGGGGUGGUGACCAGAAGGAAACUCAGGCCAGUGACACAAAUGUGGUUGAAAGUGAUGAUGACAUGGUUAUUUUGGAAGAUGAUGAUGUUGCCAUGGAAAAAGAAUCUCGUGGCCAGAAACGUAAAGCAGACUCUGAUAUUGAAGCUGAAACAGCAAAAAGGUCCAAAUCGGUUGACGAAGCCAACCCUACAGAAACAAUUGUACUUUAACCAAUUACAUCAUUGUAGAUCAUAAAUUUUGAUAUGUUUUGAUGAAAUCAUAACCUUCGUAAUAUGGAGACUUUAUCAGAAUAUCACCUUUUCAUACUGAUCAGAAAGACAUAUUUCUGAUUUUCCACGUUAUAAUAGUACUUCACAAGUGAAAUAAAAAACAAAU